AUGUCGGUUCAUGAAGAUGUUACUGAUCCUCAGCUCGCAAUGAUGUAUGAAGCUCAAUCAGUAGAUCAGAUUGAUCAUCAUCAUCCUCUGUCAUUGAAAAUUGUAUUACAUGGCAAAAACAAGUUAGGAUUUGUUCUAGGCACCUGCAAAAAAAGCAACUACGAUGUUAGCCUUCAUGAACUAUGGGAUAGAUUUAAUGUGAUAGUGCUUGCAUGGAUUAUGAAUACUGUGUCUCCUAAUCUGCUUAGUACUGUAAUCUAUGCAUCAGAUGCCUAUACUGUUUGGGAAGAUCUUAGGGAGAGAUUUGACAAAGUUAAUAUUUCUAGGGCAGCUUACUUGCAUAAGGAAAUAGCUACACUAACCCAAGGAGUAUCCUCUAUAUCUGUUUACUUUUCUCGACUAAGAGAACUGUGGGAUGAGUAUGAAACGUUGACUCCUCCUCCUACUUGUGGUUGUCCUGAGUCAAAGAAGCAUGUUGAGCACUAUCAGCUUCAAAAACUCUAUCAGUUUCUCACUGGGCUUAAUGACUCAUAUAAAAAUGCUAAGAAUCAGGUGUUGAUGACUAGACCUCUGCCUAAUCUGAAUCAAGUUUAUGCUAUGAUUAUCAAUGUUGAAAGCCAAAGAAUCAAUGGUAAAGGUGUGUAUGGUUCUAAUGAUGCCAAUGAAGUUGCAGCUAUGAUGAGUAAUAGGCACUACAACAACAAUGGAGGUCCUACAAACACUGCAUACACUGCAGGUUAUAAAACUAAAAAAUCAUUCAACAAGUCACCAGUUUAUUGUGAGUACUGCAGUCAAUCUUCAGAAGCUCAAAAUAAUUCCUUGGGAAGCUCUACUCUUAGUUCUCUAGCUAAGUUCUUUACUCCAGAACAGUACCAGCAGAUAUUGCAGAUGUUGAACAAAGGCAAGGAUGCUGAACCUGUAGCUAAUUCAGCAACUACAGGAACAGCAGAAUUAUCAGAAACAGAUAAAAACAAAGUAUAUCUCCCUACUGGUGAGAAGCUUAUUAUUACACACACUGGAAUAUGUUCCUUUUCAGAGAUAAGAAGUGGGAAGGUCCUGGGGAUUGGUAAAGAAGAACUUGGUCUCUACAUUCUCAAGACUAAAGACAGACAAUUUUCUGAGCAACAUUUACCACCAACUGGUCCUUAUAGGAUACCUACUCAUGAUAACAAAAGAUUUUUCUUGUCCUUAGUUGAUGAUUACUCAAAGUAUAUUUGGAUAUUUCUUCUAACCACUAAAGUUGAUACUAUUGUGGCAUUGAAAAACUUCCUAGCAAUGGUUAGAAAUCAGUUCAGAACCUCUAUUAAAUGUCUUAGAACAGAUAAUGGCACUGAAUUUAUGAAUGAUCAAGUGACUUUCUUAUUUCAAAAUCUUGGAAUUCUUCAUCAAAGUUCAUGUGUGUACACUCCUCAACAAAAUAGAGUUAUUGAGAAAAGACACAGAUCAAUUCUAGAUAUGGCUAGAGCGCUGAGAUUUCAGGCUUAUGUACCUUUGUGUUUCUGGGGUGAAUGUGUGUCCACUGCAGUUUACCUACUGAACAGGCUACCUACUAUUCUUCUUCAGGGAAAGACUCUCUUUGAGGAACUUUAUCAGAAAGGUCCAUCCAUUCAACAUCUCAGAGUUUUUGGGAGCUUAUAUUAUGCCACUAAAGUACAGAAAGUAGACAAGUUCAUUCCUAGAGUAGUCCCAACAAUUUUCAUGGGGUAUUCCUAUUCUCAAAAGGGCUAUGUGCUAUAUGAUCUUCAUUCCAAAGGUUUCUUUGUAAGCAGAGAUGUUGUGUUCAAGGAAUAUAUUUUUCCUUUUAAGAAUAUGAGGUCAGAUGUUCCUUGUCUAUUUCUUAUUCUUGAGUUCAGAGACUCAUCACCCAUCUAUAAGAAUGCUCAACAGCCAUCUUCUGGCUAA
Messenger RNA from Nicotiana tabacum (common tobacco), 1902 nucleotides. Lineage: Eukaryota; Viridiplantae; Streptophyta; Magnoliopsida; Solanales; Solanaceae. The record is from RefSeq and is a predicted model, not a curated record.